This is a messenger RNA of Acanthosepion pharaonis, 849 nucleotides long. The record is from the annotation of a GenBank genome assembly. NCBI's taxonomy places the organism in Eukaryota, Metazoa, Mollusca, Cephalopoda, Sepiida, Sepiidae.
AUGUCUACACUAUCUAUCUAUCUAUCUAUCUAUCUAUCUAUCUAUCUAUCUAUCUCAGUCUGUUCAUAUCAUUCAUCUAUCUAUCUAUCUAUCUAUCUAUCUAUCUAUCCUAGUCUGUUCUCAUGUUCCUCUCAAUCUUUUCUCUCUCUCUCUCUCUCUCUAUCUAUCUAUCUCAGUCUGUUCAUAUCUAUCUAUCUAUCUAUCUAUCUAUCUAUCUAUCUAUCUAUCCCAGUCUGUUCUCAGGUUCCUCUCAAUCUUUCUCUCUCUCUCUCUCUCUCUCUCUCUAUCUAUCUAUCUAUCUCAGUCUGUUCAUAUCUAUCUAUCUAUCUAUCUAUCUAUCUAUCUAUCCCAGUCUGUUCUCAUGUUCCUCUCAAUCUUUCUCUCUCUCUCUCUCUCUCUAUCUAUCUAUCUAUUUCAGUCUGUUCAUAUCUAUCUAUCUAUCUAUCUAUCUAUCUAUCUAUCUAUCCCAGUCUGUUCUCAUGUUCCUCUCCAAUCUUUCUCUCUCUCUCUCUCUCUAUCUAUCUAUCUAUUUCAGUCUGUUCAUAUUCAUCUAUCUAUCUAUCUAUCUAUCUAUCUAUCUAUCUCAGUCUGAUCAUAUCUAUCUAUCUAUCUAUCUAUCUAUCUAUCUAUCUAUCUAUCUAUCUAUCUAUCUAUCCCAGUCUGUUCUCAUGUUCCUCUCUCUCUCUUCUCUCUCUCUCUCUCUCUCUCUCUCUCUAUCUAUCUAUCUAUCUAUCUAUCUAUUUCAGUCUGUUCAUAUCUAUCUAUCUAUCUAUCUAUCUCAGUCUGUUCUCAUAUUCCUAUCUAUCUAUCUAUCUAUCUAUCUAUCUAUCUAUCUAUCUAUCUAGCUAG